This is a messenger RNA of Pseudozyma hubeiensis SY62, 3093 nucleotides long. RefSeq lists its product as hypothetical. The record is from RefSeq and is a predicted model, not a curated record. NCBI's taxonomy places the organism in Eukaryota, Fungi, Basidiomycota, Ustilaginomycetes, Ustilaginales, Ustilaginaceae. The transcript has a single exon. The coding region runs from base 1 to 3093 and encodes 1030 amino acids.
AUGUUCUUCGACAACAUCGGUAUCGACUUGCACUUCGUAUACGAAGCAGAAGCCAACUCGGCUGACGCCGGUCCCACCUUCAGCGCCUACCACAACGCAGCUCAGUGCACCACCAAUGACGGUAAGACGUGGGUCGGUGCCUUCUUGCUCAACGAGCAAAGCCGCGUGCUCGACAAAUACAAAUGGCCUGGGGGCGUCCCUGCUGAAACGGUCAACACAGCUCAGACAGAGCAUAUUGUCCUCGAGAGUGUGCAUAACCACGAACAGACACGUUACUUGGCCCGCGUCUGGCGCUCACCGACCGUCUUGAAGAAUACCGGCGCCCGCGAAGAGGCCGAUGUUGUUGUAAUGAGGGUACUCGAAAGGUGCCUCCCAGGAAACCAGCCGGCGAUUAUCUUCGAAAGUCGUCCAUACAUCUUCUACAGCUGGCAAAGCUCGAUUUGGAUCGAUGCCGGCCUCAUUGACCAGCUUCCUGCCUGCGAUAUUUCCUUUCACGUCGAGCGUCCCUCUGUCAAGCAAACCAUUACCGCAAACUUCAAAUAUCAGCCUUCGGUUGAAACUCCGGCGAGGUUUCAAGGAGUGCCCUCGCUCCCAUGCAAUCAGGUGGACCCUCGAAUCGUAAAAGAAGGAACUCAGGAUGAUCGGGAGCUCAAACAGCUUGUUCAAACCUACAUCCACUCGCACCGCUUUGCUGUGGCCGCUCUCGCACCCGCUCUGGCACGAGCUCAACCUUUGCCAUCUCCGAGUCUCGACAACAACCAGACCACUUCGUCGAGCUUCGUCGCACCGUCGGCCAAAGUUGCAUCUAACACUUUCCAGACCCUCCUCGCCGGGAGCAAUGCGGCUUCUGUAUCUCCGCCUUCGGAUCAGUCCGCGUCUGUCGUCGCUGAUUCUCUCUUCAGCACGCAGACAAGCCCGUCUGGUAACCGCUCUCCGCCCCUGAUCUCGCGCGCCUGGUAUGCGCUCACCAAUGCAGCGUCCUGCAUCGCUCCAGGCAACACAUCGUCAGCCGCCACCUCCGCGCCUUCCAUUCCGGCAGAAAUGACUGAGCACGACCGAGACCCUCUCAAGGGACACAAUCAUACAUCGAACGUCCAGUCCUGCAAUUUGCACGCGAAACAUUCCGCUCAGGGCUCAGGAGAAGAAGAUGAAUCAGCCGGCGACGGAGGUGCUCAGCUCGCAGCCCAAAUCAACGAGCUUGUGAACGAGAUCUGUAACACAAUCAGCGACGCUGACGACAAUGAAGGUUCUUCUCCAUGGCGAGACGUCCCUCGAGUAGACAAAAGCACGCAAUCGGAAGAACGCUCGCAGGUACUCGGUGUGAGUCACGACAACGGCUCAAAGGCAUCGGAAGGCGAGUCUGCUCGAGGCUCUGAAUCUCUUGUAGUGUCUGGCGGGCCGAACGCACCAUCGAUCUUGGCCGAUAACAGUGACUCUCUUGACAAUGUUGCUCAGUCAGCCCCAAGCGACAACAUUCCGCCUUCCGCAUACCAUGGCUCUGCAGACGAUAUCGAGAUGGGAGAUGCCACUAGAGACACGCCGCAAGGCGCCGAGGCAGUGUUUGGCUCCAACACCAGUGGGACAAGCAAUUCGACUGCCAGCGCGAUGGAUAUGCAGGGCAUUCCUACCAUCCACUCCAACGCUACAGUCGUCUCAACGUCGCAUGCCGCACCUGCUGCGGAAUCUCAACCCGCGACCGCUGAAGCUACUGCUGAUGACGACGUACCAUUUGUCUCGAGCUCUGAGGCGAUCCCAGUAGACCAAGUUGGGGCUAUUCUUUCUUCAGCUGACUCCGACGCACCGUUGGCUCAGCUCCGUACUGCAUCCGCUCAAGGUUCUGUAAACGGUUCCAUGGUACUUGCUCCACCUGCGCGCUCGCGCUUCGGCUCUAUAAGCCGGGCGAGCGGAUCGAUGCUCACGAGACGCGCAGGAAGUCGCUCUAUCGGCUCUCCUGCUCCAUCCACACGAUCUAGACGUUCCGAAUUUGUGCCGGGAACCCAGCGAUACAACCAGGCUCUGGAGUAUCUGAUGGACAUGGUCAGCAACGACAAGCUCAAAGACGAUCAGAGAUGCCUUUCUCUCGCCGAGCAGCGAGCGAAGGACACGGAAAUCUACGAACGCGCCAGGCAUCAGUACGAGGAAGAGAUCACCGCAAACAACCUGCAGAUGCAGACGGCUCGAGCUGCGGUAGAGCUUAAGAGGGACACGAUCCGAUUGCUGCGCGGUCAAUACAGGAGUGAGAUUGGAGACGCUCGAUUCCGUGCAAAGAUCGGCGAAGCGACUCGUAUCGGUAACGAGCGACGUGGACGAAGCAGGAGCCGCAGUGCGAGCGCGAGCGUCGCUGGUCGUCAAAUGACUGCCCCUCCCUCAAUCGUCCCUGCCUCACGCAUCAAGAGGGAACGAAUUGACCUAACCGUAGAUGGCGAAGCAGACGUUAGCGCGGGAGACGCCAACACGCGUGCUCACUCGCUGGCGCGAUCUUCGCAAGGCUCACGUUCGCAAGCCACUGCACUCAAGCUUGGCGACAUCAGCGACCUUAUGCGACCUCCCUCAGUCGUACCGAAGCGUUCUGCCAGUAUGUUUGGGGGUUAUGCCGGAUCUUCAGCAGGCACCGCAACUUCGGCACGUCCUCGUUCGGCUCCUGGAAACGUCGCCGGCCAGAUCAACGGAUGGAUCAAGGCAGCGCAGCGUUCCCGUGCAGCCAGUCGAGCACCCACUCCAGCGCCUGACUCAAUGCAAUCUAAUCGCGUACCUUUCGCCAGCCGAGGCAACGCAAUGACACCCAUCGAGGUCUUCGACGAUGACGCCCCUUCAACUCGCGCUGGCGGCAACUCACAGCGUCGCCAACUCACUUCGCGUGCUCCGUCCAUCGCGAGUCAGAGGAGCCAUCACAGCAAACGUUCUUCCGGCAGACAAAUCCGGGCUGGUAGCGUUGCUGCUGCAGCCAUCCCGGUCGGGGAGGAUGACGACCAGACGGUGGUGUCUGAUGGUGACAGCGGAGAGGAGAACGAGGAGCCGCUCUUCUUGGGCGAGCGUCAGCAACGUCACGCUUCGGUGGCUACUUCUCGCUUCUCCGAAUUGCUCGGUCCUUAG